AUGCUAAUACCGAAGCCUCUGAUAUUAUUCAUCGAUGCAUACGACAGCUUCUCGAACAAUAUAAUCUCGCUUCUGGAAACGACUCUCGAUGUUUCCGUCCGAACAAUAAAAAUCGACAACCCCGCCUUAGCCACCGAUGCUGGUUUGCAUGAGGAAUUGAGACACUAUGUUGCGGUAAUCUGUGGACCUGGUCCGGGACAUCCGGCGAAAGAAGAGGAUGUAGGUCUUAUAAGGAGAAUAUGGAAGCUCAGCGAGAAUGAGUUGCUGCCAGUUCUGGGGAUAUGCUUGGGCUUCCAGAGUUUGUGUCUCGAGUUUGGUGCGAAGGUUAGAAGAUUGAAAGGUCCGCAGCAUGGAAUCGUACGCCGAAUACAACACGCUGGAGAGAACAAGGUCGAGGGCCAGCAAUCGAUAUUCCACAAUGUUGGAGAGAUUGCCGCAACGCUUUACCAAAGUCUGUGCGUUGAUAUUGGCCAGGACUCAGUACCGAACGGGCAGUGGGAAGUACAAAAAUGGAAGCCCUCAACACGAUGUCCAGAUCUCCAGCCUUUAGCAUGGGUCGAGCAUGACCUGUCUAUUGCGAACGAUGCCGGUGUGGAAGAUGCUAGAGUUUUGGUUGCAGUUCAGCAUGUUUCGAAGCCAUUUUGGGCCCUUCAGUAUCACCCAGAGUCGAUUUGCACGAACCCGGAAAGUACGAAAGUCCUUGAACAAUGGUUUUUUCAUGCAACAUGCUGGAAUAAUCUUCAUCGGAAACGACGACUUAGCUUCGAUGGACCGAUACAAGGCCGGACUGCAGUGCGGGAGAGUCUGCUGUCACAGCAUGAGAAGACACGUCUGGAAAAAUUAGAUGGACAUAUGGGGCUGACCUCAAUUGUUCCCAAGAUCCACGCUGUGAAUGAUUUGGUCUGCCAUUCUCUUGUUGUUCCAAUCCCAGCAAAUGUCUCUGUUGUAGAGAUCUCGGAAAUCGUCCAAGGAGAUAGAGGUGAUCGUAUCGUUUUCGAGUCCUCGAACGCACAUGAGAAAUCUGUGGGGUCUGCAGAUGUUCGAGGGAAGUAUAGCAUAAUUGGCCUCGAGAUUGAUGACUGCUUGAGAUACGAAUACACUUCUGGAGAAAACAGUCUUCGUUCAAUUUGCCGCAAACCCGGAGAUCAAUAUUCUCAAAUUUUAGAUAUAGAUCCCUAUGGGGGGAUCUGGCCAUUUCUUGCAAAGCAUUUGGACCGCAGACAAGUGCUAAACGUCGUCCCAGCAGAGGUUGGCAAGGAAUCUCCUUUCUGGGGAGGUUUCAUGGGCUACACUACCUAUGAGCUAGGUCUCCAAAGCAUUGGAGUCAUACCUGUCAAGACAGGUGCCAGUAAUGUCGGUCGUCCCGACUUGUCAUUUGCGUGGGUCACCCGAAGCAUGGUAAUCGAUCAUGUCAAGAAUAUUAUCUACCUCCAGGAGCUAGCUCCGAAUUCUGAUGCUAGCAAAUCAGCUUCCUGGCAGAACAGAAUUCGCUCGCUGCUACAGAAUGCCCUCCCUCCAGUGAGCAACUUUCUCUUGAAUGGGACUAUGGUACAUAUUAGAAACAUGGCACGAUUACCAGCGAAGUUCACGCAGCGAAACCCUUUCCAAAGCACAUUACGAAACACCUCGAGCGAAUCCGUGCUUUCCAUCACCACCCCAGAAGAUGCCGAUUACGAGCAGAAGGUUCACAAGUGCCAAGAAUCCAUUCGCAGUGGCGAUUCCUAUGAGAUCUGCCUUACAGACCAAACACUGGUCACUCUCCGCAAAUCCCGCUCAAUUUCCUCCUGGGAUCUAUACAAGACUCUUCGUUCCCGCCAGCCAGCACCGUUCGCAUCCUAUAUUCGACUCGGCUCCGCAACUCUCGUCUCUGCAUCUCCUGAACGCUUCUUAAAGUACUCCGCAGAAGGAAAAUGCGAGCUUCGACCAAUGAAAGGCACCGUCCGGAAAUCCGCCGAGGUAUCGACCCUUGCACAAGCCACCGCGCUCCUCGAUAUCCCGAAAGAGAAAGCCGAGAAUCUGAUGAUUGUUGAUCUUGUGCGCCAUGAUCUUCACGGCGUGUGCGGAAGCGGGAAUGUUGCUGUCCCUAGGCUUAUGGUUGUAGAAGAGUACAAGAGCGUCUUCCAGAUGAUCUCAAUUGUCCAGGGACAAAUACCACAAGCUGUUGAUCCGGAUCUAAAAUGGCAUAUGCGUGAGAAGGAAGUCGAGGAGGCGAUGAGAAAGAGGUACACUGGACUCGAUGUUCUCGCAGCUAGUCUACCACCUGGAAGCAUGACUGGGGCGCCGAAGAAAAGAAGCUGUGAGAUCUUGCAAGAGAUUGAGGGUGGGAAAGACAGAAGCUUGUACUCGGGUGUAGUAGGCUAUAUGGACGUAGCCGGACGAGGUGACUGGAGUGUGACAAUCAGGUGCAUGUUCAAAUGGGACGACGAAGAUGGUGUUGAGAUUUUCGAGACUGGUGAGAAGAUAGAGACAGAAACUUGGCACAUCGGAGCCGGCGGUGCAGUUACAGCUCUCAGCACGGCAAGGGGAGAAAGAGAGGAGAUGUUGACCAAGCUAAGUGGUACGUUGGGAUUGUUUAGACAGUGACAUUUUGCAUAUACUGGGACUCACGUCGGCUAGCGUGGCGUUUUUGAUUACAACAUUCAACAAGAGGGGAUACUCAACGUAUUAGGGUCAUGGUCAGGCGUUGCAUAUACACGGCGGCUCAAAAUACUCAACGAUACCCAAUAGAUAGAAAGGG
Mollisia scopiformis is the source of this 2737-nucleotide messenger RNA. RefSeq names its product para-aminobenzoate synthase. The record is from RefSeq and is a predicted model, not a curated record. Gene Ontology annotation, biological process: L-tryptophan biosynthetic process. NCBI's taxonomy places the organism in Eukaryota, Fungi, Ascomycota, Leotiomycetes, Helotiales, Mollisiaceae. Bases 1 to 2583 code for a protein of 860 amino acids. The transcript is spliced from 2 exons.